Aspergillus neoniger CBS 115656 is the source of this 816-nucleotide messenger RNA. Its product is annotated as SDR family NAD(P)-dependent oxidoreductase. The record is from RefSeq and is a predicted model, not a curated record. The transcript is spliced from 2 exons. Bases 1 to 816 code for a protein of 271 amino acids. NCBI's taxonomy places the organism in Eukaryota, Fungi, Ascomycota, Eurotiomycetes, Eurotiales, Aspergillaceae.
AUGUCUCCUACUAACAGGCUGGGUCAAAUCAGCAAUCACAUCUCGCCCAAAAUGGUUGAACAAACUCUCCUCCACAAGGUCGCUAUCGUCAGCGGCUCGUCCUCAGGAAUUGGCGCCGCCAUUGUGCGGGAACUCUCUGCCCACGGAGCGAGCACAGUUGUUAAUUAUCCAUUCCCGGGUCUCAAAGCUGAAGCAGACGCCCUGGUGGCGUCUUUGCCAUCUCCGUCAGUUGCUGUUGAAGCGGAUAUGGGCUCAGUGUCUGCUCCACAGGCGCUGGUCGAUGCUGCGGUAUCGAAUUGGGGUCGGGUCGAUAUCGUGGUCAACUGUGUCGCACUAGCAGUAAACAAGCCGUUCGAAGAGCAGACACUUGAUGACUGGGACCGACUGGUCAAUAUUAAUGGACGCGGGACGUUCUUGUUGACUCAAGCCAGCUUGAAGCACCUCACCAAGAAUACUGGGAGAAUUGUCAACAUCGUGAGUAUUUCGGCACGAGGACCUCCGCCAAAUCAGAGCAUCUAUGCCGGUACCAAGGGAAUGGUUGAUUCCUUCACGAAAUGCUGGGCCAAGGAGCUUCCGCCCAAGUAUGGUUGCACCGUCAACGCGGUCAGUCCGGGGCCAACCAAGACGGAAGGUUUUGCAGCAGCAGGUGAAGAACAGAUGAAGAUCCUCCAGCCCAUUAUUGAUCAGACACCAGUUGCGCCACGGAUGGCUGAGCCGGAUGAGAUUGCGUUUGCCGUGGGGUUUCUGUGUGAAGAGAGGUCGAGAUGGAUCAAUGGGGCACAUAUUAUUGCAUCUGGUGGACUGUUUAUCGAUUAG